Messenger RNA from Capronia epimyces CBS 606.96, 603 nucleotides. RefSeq lists its product as uncharacterized. Lineage: Eukaryota; Fungi; Ascomycota; Eurotiomycetes; Chaetothyriales; Herpotrichiellaceae. The coding region runs from base 1 to 603 and encodes 200 amino acids. The transcript has a single exon. The record is from RefSeq and is a predicted model, not a curated record.
AUGAGUGUCAGAAUCGGUGCCAGUGACAUGUAUCCUUCGUUGAAGAUUGUAUGGUCGUCGCAGCCUCAAGAAGCAGAAACUGCGUACCGCAAUGCCGGACUUGUCAAAACAAAAGGAACGCUUUUCCUCCUUCCCCCUUCGGACGUCGUCCUUCGCGAAACCUUCGACGCGCCUCCCCGGCCAAAGACUCGUAUGUCAUCAGGUGCCGUGGCUCUCUGCAAACACUUUGAACGUGGCGGAGCGUCAUCUGAGCAUGGCCGCUCCCACCCUUUCUGGGCCGUGCCUGUUGGCAGCAACGAGCACAAGACAGAGAUGGCACGGCGGAUCCUGGAUGAAAUGCUGUCGCAGGCAGUGUGGAAGAAUGUCAUGCUGCUGCACCAUGGUGUAGCUGUGUAUGAAGUCCGGAACAGCCGGGGCUAUGGAAUGAGAUGGACUCUAGAUAUUGAAGAAAAGCUUGACGCAGGCCAGGACGACGGGAGGGUUGACUCCAGUCUCGUCAAGAAUGAUCAUGAGAAGGACUGGGUCAUCACCAGGACUACCUUUCGAGGCUUUCUGGAACCCGUAGUGGGAUUGGAUCAUGAACUUCCUGGACACGAAGGAUAA